This is a messenger RNA of Saccostrea cuccullata (small rock oyster), 1404 nucleotides long. Its product is annotated as survival of motor neuron-related-splicing factor 30-like. Lineage: Eukaryota; Metazoa; Mollusca; Bivalvia; Ostreida; Ostreidae. The coding region runs from base 82 to 795 and encodes 237 amino acids. Gene Ontology annotation, biological process: regulation of alternative mRNA splicing, via spliceosome; mRNA processing. The record is from RefSeq and is a predicted model, not a curated record. Gene Ontology annotation, cellular component: nucleus; precatalytic spliceosome; cytoplasm. Gene Ontology annotation, molecular function: RNA binding. The transcript has 7 exons.
CUGUCCUAGAAUAACUUUUCCGGAAUUGUACUAAUUUGGUUUUGUAAAUAACUCAUACUCGACGUUUUCCUGUCAAAUAAAAUGGCUGAUGAACAACAAGAAAAUCUAGCAACUUAUAGAUUGCAAUUACAGCAGGUUGAAGCUUCUUUGACAACAGAUCCAGAUAAUGAAGACCUCAACAAACUCAAAAAAGAUCUGCAGGAGGUGAUAGAUCUCACAGAAGAACUGAUUGGAAACAAACAGUUGGCGGCCAUUGCAGCUGAUGCCAAUAUCUCGGGAACCAGCCUCGGAUCAACGGAGGACGCGGUGCCUGUAGAAUGGCAAGUCGGAGACACGUGCCUGGCCAUCUGGACCAAAGAUGGACAAUACUAUGAAGCAAAAAUUGAUGAGAUAUUGGAAGAUGGCACCUGUGCAGUAACUUUUGAUAGCUAUGGAAACACAGAUGUGACAGAGGUUAAACUUUUAAGAAAAGUUGAUCCAGCCCAACAGAAAAAGGAUUCAGAAAAGAAAACUAAGUCAAAACGAGAUAUAAUAGCGGAACAGAAGGAAUACAGGAGGAAGAAACAACAGAAGAAAGCUCAGCGACUAAAACAGAUGGAGGAGGAACGGGAAGUGGAGAAGAACAAGUGGCUGGACUUUAACGCAAAGACAUUUGCCAAAACAAACAAAGGGAAGGUGAAAAAGAGUAUUUUUGCUACACCAGAUGCAGCCAACGGAAAAGUGGGAGUCGGCACCUGUGGGCAGGGAGGAAGGCCAAUGACCUCAUUUCAGCAUGCAGAAAAAUGGAGGAAAUGAAUCGAGGAUUCCAUGUUAUGUAGACUCUUCGGUGCUCAUGUACUAGUGUUGGGAGGAUAUUUUGAAGUCAGCAAGCUAACCUCUCUUAGAGGGCAGCAAAUAUGUUGAAUGGAUGAAUAGUGGUCAUGAUAAAUCCAAGCUUUUUUUCAAACUUUAGACUGAGAGAUUAGUAUGUUGCAAUUUGACAACAGCGGCCUCUAUUUUUAUUUUUAUUAGUUUUAACAUGUAAUAUUUUUUUCACAAGAAUACUUUUUCCUUGUAAAAAUAAAUAUAAUUUUCAAAAAGGAAAUAAUCCUCAGUCAGUUUAUUGAACUUUGAAUUACAUGAAAUACAUAUGUCUGAAAGAAAAAAAUAUACAGCACAACUCAUUUACACAUCACAGAAUUAUUCAGAAGACAUAGGCAUAACAUUACAUUUAUAUGUUAAGCAUACUGUUUACAACAUUUGUAACACACACUGGCAAGCAUAUUAUGAAUGGAUUUGUAAGGAAAUAUGAGAGGGACUUUUUUUAUUUGUACAUUUAUUUUUCAUAUUUUACAACAUGUAAAUGAUCAUGAACAAUUUAGUAUUAUUGUGUAUGGUAUCAUGCCCAAUAGAUUGUAAAAUGUU